Acanthosepion pharaonis is the source of this 1161-nucleotide messenger RNA. NCBI's taxonomy places the organism in Eukaryota, Metazoa, Mollusca, Cephalopoda, Sepiida, Sepiidae. The record is from the annotation of a GenBank genome assembly.
AUGAUUUAUCUUGUGGGUGGCAAUGCCUUCCAGACUGGAUGCAUUCGUCCUGAUAGUAUAUGUGUUAACCCUUUCAGACAAAACAAACUAAGUACAGGGAUCCUCUCUCUCUCUCUCUCUCACUCUCACUCCCUCUCUCUCUCCCUGUGUAUUUUUAUUGCUGCUAAUAUUUUUAUCUAUCUAUCUAUCUAUCUAUCUAUCUAUCUAUCUAUCGAUCUAUCUAUCUAUCUAUCUAUCUAUCUAUCUCAUUUUCUUAUCUAUCUAUCUAUCUAUCUAUCUAUCUAUCUAUCUAUCUCAUUCUAUUUUCUAUCUAUCUAUCUUAAUUUUUUUAUUGCUAAUAUUUUUAUUUAUCUAUCUAUCUAUCUAUCUAUCUAUCUAUCUAUCUAUCUAUCACAUGUCGUAUCUAUCUAUCUCAUGUCAUUUUUAUUGCUGCUAAUAUUUUUAUCUAUCUAUCUAUCUAUCGAUCUAUCUAUCUCAGUAUAUAUUGGUUUGUUUUGUUUUGUUUUACGGCGUAUCAACCUCAAUGGGUCAUUUAAUGCCGACAAGAUUUUUAUUGCUGCUAAUAUUUUUUAUCUAUCUAUCUAUCUAUCUAUCUCAAUAUAUAUCGGCUUCCCCGUCCGGUCGCAGAAUUCGGGAGUAGUACGCAUUGGCUCUCUUGUGAGGGCCGAGUGCUUUCGACGUGCAAAGCUACUGCGUAAAAGGUGCAUCUUCUUCUUCUUCUUCUUCUUCUUCUUCUUCUUCUUCUUCUUCUUCUUCUUUGCCUUCUGUGCAGUUUUGUAUCAUCGCAUUUCUUUUUACUGCAUUUAUUUCCCUUCUUCGCAUUUUUCUAUCAUUGCCUCUUCUUUUUUGACAUCAUUUAUUUAUUCUUUUCUUCGUAUUUCUUUUCCUAUUUUUGUGUCAUUUCUUCUUCUUUCUACAUCAGUUAUUUUCCUCCUUCUUCUUUUGUCUUAUUUUUGUUACUUUUCUAUUUCAUUUCCCUUUUUUCUUUUUCUUCUUCCAUCCCUUUUUCUGCUGCGUUUAUUUCCUUCCUUCUCAGCAUUUUCUUCUUCUUCCUCCAUUUCUUCUUUUUUCUUCUUCCUCUUUUUGUAUCAUUGCUUCUUCCUUCUAUCAUUUAUUUCUUUUCUUCUUUUUCAUUAUUAUUAUUAUUAUUAUUAUUAUUGA